AUGAAGAUUUCCAAGGUGGACACCAAGGGAUCACUCGGACGCACGAGAAGUUGCGUACCAAAUUCUACUGGCCCGGCAUAUUGCGCCAGUGGAAAAGGGGCGCCCCCGAAUGCUGGACCUUCGCCAGGAAACAUUGAACCACGGUAUCCCUUCGAAGCCGUUUCUAUGGAUUUCGUGACUCAUACGCCUGAGUCCGCUAGAGGAAAUACGUUUCUCUUGUUGUUUCAGGACAUGUUUUCAGGUUACGUGAUGUGUAAGCCCAUGUCAUCCACUACCGCUCAAGAUGUCGCUGAGGCCUAUGAAGAGCAAGUGUUCCAGAGAUUCGGGUCGGGGCGUCCUCUAUGA
This is a messenger RNA of Phytophthora megakarya, 345 nucleotides long. The record is from the annotation of a GenBank genome assembly. NCBI's taxonomy places the organism in Eukaryota, Oomycota, Peronosporomycetes, Peronosporales, Peronosporaceae.